Molecule: messenger RNA, 1877 nt
Organism: Kogia breviceps (pygmy sperm whale)
Lineage: Eukaryota; Metazoa; Chordata; Mammalia; Artiodactyla; Physeteridae
Gene: MEF2B
Product: myocyte enhancer factor 2B
Biological process (GO): positive regulation of transcription by RNA polymerase II
Molecular function (GO): protein dimerization activity; RNA polymerase II cis-regulatory region sequence-specific DNA binding; DNA-binding transcription factor activity, RNA polymerase II-specific
Source: RefSeq, a predicted model, not a curated record
AUAGGGCUGCAGCCACUAUGGAGGAACCCGAGAUGCAGCUCAAAGGGAAGAAAGUAACAGACAAGUUCACUGAGAGUGUCUACGUCCUGGCCAACGAGCCAUCCGUGGCCCUGUACCGGCUGCAGGAGCAUGUGCGCCGCUCUCUGCCUGAGCUGGCCCAGCAUAAGCGCCGUGAAGAACCUUGUCGACAGCAGCGUCUACUUCCGCAGCGUGGAGGGCCUCCUCAAACAGGCCAUCAGCAUCCGAGACCACAUGAACGCCACAGCCCAGGGCCACAGCCCCGAGGAACCACCUCUGCCCUCUUCAGCCUGAUCCUGGAAGAGACUUGGAGGUGCUUUGGCCCCUCUGACUCAGCCCGACCAAAACUUGCACCCUUGGACACAGCCUUGUGGGACUUGGCAGGGACAGAAGACCAAAUUCAGCACGCACCGCCACCUCCCCCAGCAGUUCCGGUCACGCCAACAUCUGGAGAAGAGGCCGCCAGGUCUGUCUGCUGCUUGGGGUGGGGAUUUGCAUACCAAGGACACUCCACCCAGCCUGGGACAAUGGGGAGGAAGAAAAUUCAGAUCUCACGCAUUCUGGACCAAAGGAAUCGGCAGGUGACAUUUACCAAGCGGAAGUUUGGGCUGAUGAAGAAGGCCUAUGAGCUAAGUGUACUCUGCGACUGUGAGAUCGCCCUCAUCAUCUUCAAUAGCGCCAACCGCCUCUUCCAGUACGCCAGCACAGACAUGGACCGUGUGCUACUGAAGUACACAGAGUACAGUGAGCCUCACGAGAGCCGCACCAACACCGACAUCCUCGAGACACUGAAGCGGAGGGGCGUGGGCCUUGAUGGACAAGAGCUGGAGCCAGAGGAGGGGAUUGAGGGGCCAGGAGAGAAGCUGCGGAGGCUGGCAGGUGAUGGGGGUGACCCAGCCUUGCCCCGACCCCGGCUCUAUCCAGCAGCUCCCACUAUGCCCAGCCCUGACAUGGCAUAUGGGGCCCUGCCCCCACCAGGCUGCGACCCCAGUGGGCUUGGGGAGGCCCUGCCUGCCCAGAGCCGCCCAUCCCCCUUCCGUCCAGGAGCCCCCAAAGCUGGCCCCCCAGGCCUGGCGCACCCUCUCUUCUCAGCGAGCCACCUCGGCAGCAAGACACCACCGCCCCUGUACCUGGCAGUGGAUGGGAGGAGGCCAGACCUGCCUGGUGGCCUGGCUGGGGCCCGAGGGGGACUGAGCACCUCGAGAGGCCUCUAUGGUAGCCUGCAGAGUCCGUGCUCCACUGCCGCCCCGGGACCCCCACUAGGGAGCUUCCCCUUCCACCCUGCAGGUCCCCCAGAAUAUGGCCUGGGAGACCCCCCUCCGCCCCCAGGCUUGCUGCAGCCCCCCACCUUGACCCCCUGGCAGCCCUCCAGGGGUGAUGGGCCCCCAGUCACCCCCGCCCAGCCCAGUGGGGGCCGCAGCCUGGGUGAGGAAGGCCCCCCAGCCCGUGGCGCCUCCUCGCCCACCCCACCAGUCAGCAUCAAGUCCGAGCGACUCUCGCCGGCCCCUGGAGGCCCCGGCGACUUUCCAAAGGCCUUCCCCUACCCCUUGCUCCUGGCCCGGCCCCUGGCAGAGCCCCUGCGGCCUGGGCCCCCCCUGCGCCGGCUGCCCACUACCGACAGCUGGCCCCGGUAGUAGGCCCGGGGGUGGCACCGAUUCUGCCCCUCACACCAGGCGGGGUGAGGGCAUGUGGGGUCCCAACCUCCCUCGCUGCGUCCUUGGAGAAGACCCAGCAGUUACGACCAUCUCCGUGGCAGGGGCCUGGAGGGGGGAAAGCCUGGUUCGGAUCCAAGGUUGGGGAGCCCCUUUCCCCCUUCCCGUGUGUGUGUAUCCAUCAAUAAAACACACGGGGCAUCCGUG